Aspergillus costaricaensis CBS 115574 is the source of this 1401-nucleotide messenger RNA. RefSeq lists its product as uncharacterized. Bases 1 to 1401 code for a protein of 466 amino acids. Lineage: Eukaryota; Fungi; Ascomycota; Eurotiomycetes; Eurotiales; Aspergillaceae. The transcript is spliced from 2 exons. The record is from RefSeq and is a predicted model, not a curated record.
AUGGGGAGAAUUAUAGCAAGAUUUCUGACUGUUCUGCUACCCCUGACUCAAUUGACUGCGGCUCUGACCGUCCAGCCAGAAGCAGCAGCCAGGGUCUCAGUUGAGAUUUUGACAUCUACCUACACCCACACAGUGACCAGCACAAUUACCGGUAUUUCAACUCUAACCACAACCACUACCACCUGUGCUACCCAGUCAUAUGCGGACCCAUUCUGUACCUUGGAUGGUGCUUGGUCUCUCGCGGGCAACUGGUUCCAACAAUGGUGUUCGGGCGUAUCUCUGGAGGGAGGGACGACUGUCACCUCGGCAUAUUACGCAUCGCUAUAUGAAUGCGAGGUGAUAUGCUAUCAAUCAAGUACUGAGUGUAAUGGCGUCAAUUACAAUACGGCAAUCCGUGCUUGCUACCUCCUAACUGGCUCACUUACUGCUACUUCUGCUGCCUCUUACAGGGCGGCGAUGCGCUUCACCACCAAUCCUUGCAUGCUUACCGAGACUUCUAUAUCGACGGGCCUUUCGACGCAAACAUCCACCAUCGUGUCUGUGGUGACAUACACGUCAACAAUUACUAUACCGGAUACAUCAUCUACUCAGACUGGCUCUGUGUCAGUUGUGCCAACUUCCACAUCUCCAGUCGCAGUAUCCAGUGCUAUCCCCGCAAUUUCCAGUACUCGGGUCACCUCCUUGGGAACCACUACUCCCUCGUCGACGUCCACAUCAAUACCAGUGAUACAGUCCUCGUCGGCUUCUGUAUCUGCAUCUAUCGUUGACACUUCAUCAUUCACGACCUCGGAAAAGCCAUCCAUGCCGAACCAGCCAUCCGCUGCCGCAAGUUCCUCCAUCGCUAUGCAGCUCAGCAACUCACAUUCGCCUUCAUACAGCGAUGCUCUUACAUUUGCUCCGAGUUCAAGAUUUGCGAAGUCUACUGCUCCGCGUCCUACAAUCACAUCAAGUUCGGCUUCAUCUCUACAUCCAAGCUCUUCGGUACCGAUGCAAUCAUCAAGCCAAUACACGGCAUCCUCCGCCUCUGUCCACGCAUCGUCGAGCCUGGAGUUAACCAAACUUCCUCAGGCAUCUACAUCGGUACCAAUUAUGCUUUCAUUUGCGAACGAAAGUACCGUUCUACCGAGCCAUUCAACGUCUCCGCAGCCCGCCACCUAUAUCAACAGCGGUAGUUCUUCCGAGUCUGCUUCCUCACCUGGAGGACUCUCUACCACUUCCACAAUCCUUACCACCCAAGUCCGCACUGUGACUUCCUGUCCAGGUUCAGUGACCGACUGUCCUAUCACGGAUAAAACUACAUUCCUUACUACUGACCAUCACGAUGAUGUGUAUACUGAGGUUUCGACGGUGUAUGUUACGAACAUCAUGACAAUCAGUGCUUGUGUAGGUGAUGGAUAUUGA